AUGCAUUCAUAUAGCUCCAAUUUGAUUUAUAAUUAUUUGUAGUCGAUAAACCAUGGGAACCCGUGGAAAGCUUGAGGUAGACAUUGAUCUGAAGUCAAAUGCAGACAAGUACUGGUUAACCCUCAGGGACUCCACAACCAUAUUCCCUAAGGCCUUCCCCCAUGAUUACAAAAGCAUUGAGAUUCUUGAGGGUGAUGGCAAGGCUGCUGGUUCUGUCCGCCACAUAACUUAUGCUGAAGGGUCACCACUUGUGAAAUCAUCGACAGAGAAGAUUGAUGCUGCUGAUGAUGAAAAGAAGACAGUAAGCUAUGCUGUGAUUGAUGGUGAACUCCUGCAGUACUACAAAAAAUUCAAAGGGACAAUCUCUGUGAUAGCCGUUGGGGAAGGAAGCGAGGUGAAAUGGAGCGCUGAAUAUGAAAAAGCAAGCACUGAUAUUCCUGAUCCAUCUGUUGUCAAGGACUUUGCAGUCAAGAACUUCCUUGAGGUGGAUGAAUAUGUUCUCCAACAAGCAUAGAGGUUCUCCUCUAUGCAUGCCCAUUAGUUUAAGGGCAGGUGUUUUUAAUAACAUGUAUGGAUUACUAAAUAAGGUUGCAUGUGUUGCCCUAUCCUGUUUGAUUAAUGUGAUGUUGUAUGUGACCCUGUCCCUCACUGCUGUUUAGUGGUUCUGAAGAUCAGAUCCAACAGCCCAUUUACUUGAGCAAGAGUAGUGUGAGAAUUGAAGUUUAAUUUAUUUGAUCAUCA
Lotus japonicus is the source of this 741-nucleotide messenger RNA. RefSeq names its product MLP-like protein 423. Gene Ontology annotation, biological process: defense response. The record is from RefSeq and is a predicted model, not a curated record. The coding region runs from base 53 to 514 and encodes 153 amino acids. NCBI's taxonomy places the organism in Eukaryota, Viridiplantae, Streptophyta, Magnoliopsida, Fabales, Fabaceae. The transcript has 2 exons.